Molecule: messenger RNA, 1932 nt
Organism: Cydia pomonella (codling moth)
Lineage: Eukaryota; Metazoa; Arthropoda; Insecta; Lepidoptera; Tortricidae
Product: luciferin sulfotransferase-like
Exons: 6
Coding region: 1117-1905 (262 amino acids)
Biological process (GO): sulfation
Cellular component (GO): cytoplasm
Molecular function (GO): sulfotransferase activity
Source: RefSeq, a predicted model, not a curated record
AUCCGGCCGUUUCGGCGAUGCUGGUUGCAUGCUGCCGACCUCGUACAAAGAUGAUGCCAACCAGUUCAAGACUAUGACGGUUCGGCCUGAUGACAUAUGGGUUACUACGAUUCCUCGCUCCGUUUGUCGCCUGCUGCGUGCUGAAUCAGACUGCCCAGACCUCGUGAGUCGCGUGCUCAGACUGCACGUGCAGGAGAUUCCCAGGAUUAAUUUAAGACCGCGGGUGCGCCCACUGUUGGCGGUGCUAGCGGCGCGCAAUGUGUCACGCAGAAAUUCGUCGCUCCCUCGAGCAUUGACACUACUUAAUGCGCUCUUCACGUCAGCACCUGAUUCUGAUUUGUUUGCAUGGAGAUGGACGACCGUGUACCGUGAGUGCCUGAAGUAUUGUGAGAUGAUGGAUGACAGGCCUUCCACAGUCGGUGUAUAAUACUACUACUGUUAUAUGAUGCUGAUGUGUUGUUAUUUUCUGCCCUUCCUAUGUAUCUUGUACCUACUUUCUAUUAUGUUUUUCUUGGAAUGAUAUAUUUUGUUAGUUUAAGUUUCCCGGCGUAUUGGUAUUUUUAUUCUGUAAUGUCGUGUAACUAUAAUUGCAUUAAAUAAAUAAAUCGCGAACAAAUUAUUCCCUGAAGAAAGGAUGACUCACGUUAGAAAGGUCCGGGUGCUGACCGCUUCCGACUCUUCGUUUUUAUGGUGGCUAAUUGCACAUGAUGCUUUCUACAGAAAACAAAAGUGUCGGAUGCCUCGGAACGGACCUGGACCGCGUGAGUCAUCCUUAAAGAAGAAAAAUAUCUCGUCUGGAAAAUUUCAUAUAGAAAAUAUUCUAUAUUUAAUAUCUUUUGAAUACAUAUUUAGAGGAUAGAUAAUUUUCACGAAAGUUCGUGGAUAAGUAUUUGAAGUCUCUUUACAUUAUUUUUUAGUAUGAGGGCACCGAAGGCGCCCGGCAUUGGUGCAUUCCCUGUACGUCGGGCUACUUUUAGUUUAUGGGCGCCCAGGAUUCGGAAGUUAUGAGGGAACAGAUGAACAUACAUACAUAUAUACCCAUAUACAUACCGGUCAAAAACAUAACCCUCAUUUUGAUUUGCCGUAGUCGGGUAAAAAACUGGAAUAAUUUUUUUCAUGUAUAUAACAGGCACAACAUUGGCACAAGAAUUGGUUUGGCUGCUUAAAAACGACCUUGAUUACGAGAAGGCAUCGAAAAGCGUGCUGGAUGAGAGAUAUAUUUUUACCGGACUCGGGCUAAUGAGAAAUAAAGGUAUGGGAGCAAUACUCACUGAAAAGGCCCCCUGUCAUGGAAGUGUCAUGGAAGCCUUACAAAAUGAGCCUUCUCCUCGGUUCAUUAAGAAUCACUUUCCCUUGUCCCUUUUGCCAGGGAAUCUCCUGGACAUUGCUAAGGUUGUGUACGUGGCCCGUGAUCCUAGGGACGUGGCAGUCUCUUGUUAUCAUUUAACGAAAUUGUUGAAAAAUGGUCCGGAAAACUUUAAAUUGUUUUGGAAUCUUUUCAUCAAAAAUUUACUUCAGUAUUCUCCGUUCUUCCCACAUUUAAAGGAAGCAUGGGCAUUACGUCACCACCCACAUAUGUUCUUCAUUUUUUAUGAGGAAUUAUCAAAGGAUAUGCCCUCAUGUAUUAAACGCAUGGCAAAAUUUCUCGAUAAAGAAGUAACGGAUGAGCAAGUUGUGAUGCUUUGCGAUCAUUUGAACAUAGACAACUUCCGGAAGAACGAGUCUGUGAAUUCGAUGUGGCUGACUCGAAGAGUUGGUGACCCUGACGCUGAGAGCUUCAUACGGAAAGGCAAAACAGGCGGCUGGCGAGAGCAUUUCGAUGAAGAAAUGACGGUGCAGGCACAGCAGUGGAUGCGAGAGAAUCUCUCCGACUGUGAUUUGCGUUUCCCUGAUGCAGAUUUUUAGAUGGGGUCCAUAUUUUGUACGAUGUCA